CAGAGUCUAUGGAUGUGUUCUCGGAGCUCCGCAGAGAGAGCGUAGUACCGGUGGAUGUGUGAGAGUUUCCCCGGGCUGCGGUGACUCUCAGGCGGCCCCGCGGUGAAUGGGACUCCGCCGGUCGGUCCGCGUCUGCUGGAGGAAACAUGCGGAGCUGCCCGGUCCUCCCGGUUUUCCCGGUUCUCCCGGUGCUGAUGCUACUGCUGCUGAGGCUCUGCAGCGGCACAAGUUUCCCAAGUAACAUCCACAUAGGAGGUCUCUUCCCCUCGGCCUCCCAUGAGUACGAGGUGUUUCGCUUCGCCCUCGCUCAGCAGCAGGACAUCCCUAAGCUGGUCCCUCAGGUGGACAUGGUGGACACCGGCAGCAGCUUCGCCAUGACCUACGCCU
Messenger RNA from Notothenia coriiceps (black rockcod), 387 nucleotides. Its product is annotated as glutamate receptor 1-like. Lineage: Eukaryota; Metazoa; Chordata; Actinopteri; Perciformes; Nototheniidae. The record is from RefSeq and is a predicted model, not a curated record. The transcript is spliced from 2 exons. The annotation marks the transcript as partial.